Messenger RNA from Acipenser ruthenus (sterlet), 322 nucleotides. Its product is annotated as epithelial membrane protein 2-like. The annotation marks the transcript as partial. The record is from RefSeq and is a predicted model, not a curated record. The transcript is spliced from 3 exons. NCBI's taxonomy places the organism in Eukaryota, Metazoa, Chordata, Actinopteri, Acipenseriformes, Acipenseridae. Gene Ontology annotation, cellular component: membrane.
AUGUUGGUUGUACUCGCGGGAAUCUUCGUCGUUCACGUCCUCUCGCUAAUCCUCCUCCUCAUCGCGACCAUCGACAAUGCUUGGUGGUUCACAAACAUCAUGAGCACGGAUAUCUGGAGACAAUGUGUGUUAUACAACGGAGUGUACAACUGUACUGAGAUACCACAGAGCACACCACAAGAUUAUCUCCAGGCAGUUCAGGCGACCUCGAUCCUGGCUUGCAUCUUCUGCUUCCUGAGCCUCAUUGUGUUCAUCGCUCAGCUCUUCACUUUGCCCAAGGGACGCAGGUUCACAUUCACUGGGAUAUUUCAACUGCUGGCCU